AUGCAGCUAAGAUUUUGGUUCCAUGGCGAUGAUGAUGAAGAUGGGGAAAGUGAUGUCGACAGCGACGUAGACAACGACGGUGCUAUUAUCCCCAAAGAUGGUGAUGGUGAUGAUGCUGAUGAUGACGACUACGAAAGCUAUGAAGGCGAACGCGGUCGAUUUGGCCUUGAGAACAGGCGCAAAUUUGACAGAAGAAGACGUUAUCAACAUGAGGAGGAGGAAGAAAUUGGUGAACAAAAUAAAGUUUACCGAUGCAUAAGGUAUGGAUGCUUCGGUAGAUAUGGAUAUGGAGCCUAUGAUGACGAUGAGGAAUAUGCUAACGACCCCUGGGAAAACUACUACAGAAAGCAUGGUCACGGCAGAGGAGGCCACUACGGUUGGGGAAGAGAUCUCUUUUCCAGCGGUGAUGAGGAGGAAAUCGACGAAAUUUAA
This is a messenger RNA of Echinococcus granulosus, 432 nucleotides long. RefSeq lists its product as hypothetical. The transcript has a single exon. NCBI's taxonomy places the organism in Eukaryota, Metazoa, Platyhelminthes, Cestoda, Cyclophyllidea, Taeniidae. Bases 1 to 432 code for a protein of 143 amino acids. The record is from RefSeq and is a predicted model, not a curated record.